AUGCCCAGCGUAACGGCGAGUGAACGCAAACUGUGCACCGCAGACUUCAACAGCUGCAUCUCGCCAUCGACGGAGGCAUCUUCCCACGCCGACUGGACGGUACUCCGGCAUGUGGUGGUAGAGCUCCUCCGUGAUGUACGGCAUGAUGGGGUGGAGCAGACGCAGUCCGACGCUGAAACUGCUGUUGAGGGCGUAUAUGGCGCCCUCCACAACGGGGCCGACCUCGGCAACGUCCUUGAAAGACGGCAAACGCGGCUUCACCACCUCGAGGUAGAUGUCGCAGAGCUGGUACAGCCAGAAGUCUUCUCAAAUGCCUCAGUAACCUGCGCAUGGUGUCAAUAUUGUAACGGUGUAACGCACCUUGGCGAUGUAUUCGUUCAGCUUCAGCAAAAUCCAGCGGUCUUCCCACUGCAAGGUCGACGGAACGGUGCUCAUGUCGACCUUAAGGCCCUGGAUCUUGGGCAUGGCGAACUUGAGCGCGUUCCAUAUCUUGUUGCCGAAGUGCCUGCAGCUGAUGAUCUUGUUCACAUCGAGCAGGAUGGCCCUGUUUUGGCGGGUCAAGGACAGAAGGCCGAGACGCAGGGCAUCAGUACCGCAGGCGGGGAUGCCCUGCGGGAAUUGCUGCUUCUGAAGCGCAAUGGCCUUCUUGAUCUCCCCGGCGGGCAGGCUGGAGUUGGUGAUCUUUUCAUUGAGGCUUUCGAGGGUGGUCCCCUCAAUAACCUCGAGCGGGUCCAGCACGUUGCCCUUGCUCUUGCUCAUCUUCUCACCACGCGCAUCACGCACGAGCGGGUGCAGGUAGACCUUCGAGAACGGCAGCUUGCCCAUCAAAUGCAAGGACAUCAUCACCAUCCUCGCAACCCAGAAGAAGAUGAUGUCGUUACCGGUCUCGAGCAGGGUGGUGGGGAAGAACUUCAGGAAGUCGGGGUGCUGCUCGUCAGGCCAGCCCAGGGUGGACAACGGGAAGAGUCCGGACGAAAACCAUGUGUCUAG
Babesia ovata is the source of this 990-nucleotide messenger RNA. RefSeq names its product flagellar basal body P-ring biosynthesis protein, putative. NCBI's taxonomy places the organism in Eukaryota, Apicomplexa, Aconoidasida, Piroplasmida, Babesiidae. The transcript is spliced from 3 exons. The coding region runs from base 1 to 990 and encodes 329 amino acids. The record is from RefSeq and is a predicted model, not a curated record.